CAAUCUACCCACGGCACUAUAGGUAAAAUGGGUAGACCUAAACAGGUUUCACGGCCCUUCCAGAUGCUAUCCAUAGAUUUUUUAGGUCCACUGCCGACUAGUAGAAAGCAACAUAGUUACUUGUUAGUUGUAGUUUGCUGUUUUUCUAAAUACACUAUGUUGUUUCCUGUAAGGCGUGCAACCUCGGAAUCUGUCAUCCGGAUUUUGGAAAAUGAUGUUUUCCUAGUCCAUGGCAUACCGCAGUUUAUUCUCAUGGAUAAUGCUUCUUAUUUUAGUAGUAAUGAUUUAAACUCAUUUUUCAAUAAAUAUAAAAUACCUAACAUUCACUUCACACCUAAAUACACACCUCAAGUAAACACGGUGGAACGAUACAAUAAAACUGUUAUCACAAGCAUAGCAUCGUUCAUUGAAAAUGAUCAUAGAGCAUGGGAUGUUAACUUACCGAAAAUUCAGUUCGCUAUAAAUAGUUCCGUGAACGAAACUACUAACUACACCCCAAAUUUUUUAGUCUAUGGCAGAGAACUAGUAGCUUGUGGUUCUCACUAUACACACUCUGAUGAAGCUGACGAGAUUUCAUUUCUUCCUAGGGACAUUUACUGUGAAAAUAUAGGUCAUCUUGCAAAAAUAUUUAAUGACGUACAAAAAUCACUAUGGGAAGCUCAUGUUAAAAAUACUAAGCAAUAUAACCUGCGUAGGAAAGAAACUGAAUUUAACGUCAACGACAUAGUAUGGAAACGAACCUAUGUACAAAGUGAUAAGGAUCGUUACUUUAGUAAAAAACUAGCACCUAAAUUUGUUAAAUGUCGAAUAGUUGCUAAACUAUCUCCACUAGUGUACCAGCUACAGGAUAUGAACGGUCAAGAUCUUGGUACCUGGCAUGUAAAAGAUUUUAAAGCAUUUAAAAACCAAUUAAUAGUUUAGAAUUAAAACAAAAUGAUAAUAAAACAAACAAUUUUAAUUUAUUAGCACUAAUGGUAUAAAAUUAAUAAAUCAUGCAAGUAUCUUAAAUACACUACUCUACUAAUACUAACUUAAUUAGUUAUACAACAUUAUAACUAUACAAAUAUUUACACUUUACAUUAAUUACACAAAUUACACUUAAAACUAGUUAUGUAAAUAUUUACUCAACUUAUUACCAAACACACCUCAAACUUAAAAUUAAAUAAAUAAUAUAUUAUAAUUAAAUUAUGAAUAAUUGAUCCUAAGCCUUAAAUUAACUAAUUAUUGAAUUUACUAUUUACUUAUGAUACAACAAAGUACUUACCUGCUGAUUAUACUUUACCAUCCAUCCAACUUAUCGAUUGAAUAUUACAACAGCUACAUGUGCAAUAUUCUCUGAAUUACUGUCCUGAGUAGUUAUACUAAAUUAUUAUAAUAAUUACUCUGUAUGUUAGUGUCUUACGUCAUAACCAUUACAGACUAGAAGACAAUGUGAAAGAAAUUCUGGAAGAGAGGUAUGAAAGCGUGAUUGUGGAAGUAUGAAUGUGAGGACAGUGUUCUCGAAGAGUGGAGUCAGUCGGAUUUUUCGCAUUAGGUACGAAAAAUCCUACGUUUUUUGGCGGGGUACUGUAACGUUGUAACUUGUUCCCUAAAAAUUAAAUAAAUAUUUAACGCGGAACCCGCAAGUGCAGUGCGCGGACGGCUACCGAACCUACUCCUAGAAACUGGUUUUGCACACGGGCCGCGACGCGCGGCUGCCGGCGCGGCGCGCGCGCACUCACUCACUACACGGACUCGGCACCGACGUGUGCUAGUGCUCCAUAAGGACCCGCUGGGGUCCGCUGCAUAGGCACUGAACUCAACGGCCCUCCUUCUACCUGGUGCAACGCUCUAACGCCGAGGAGCUGCCUCUGGAGCACGUCGUUAACCUGCCUGACGGAACCCCAGAAGGCCACGGACUUCCUCCUGGAGCAGGCCAGUCUCGUUUGUCCUAACUCAUCUGCAGGGUGCGUGCGGUGGAAAAGACGAUUAAAGGCAGGAUCGACCCACACCCGGGACUUUUAUUUAACUAUUCCUGUGACGGCCUACCCCGUCACAGUGGCGCCCUUCCCGUGGUUCUUUAUCCACCAAUCCACCCUGUAGUCUUCUCACAACACUACAGAUUCCGCACCGUCAUUCUCAACAGUGUAAACGACGAGGUGUUGCAACAACGAACUGGUCCGCUGCAUAGGCACUGAACUCAACGGCCCUCCUUCUACCUGGUGCAACGCUCUAACGCCGAGGAGCUGCCUCUGGAGCACGUCGUUAACCUGCCUGACGGAACCCCAGAAGGCCACGGACUUCCUCCUGGAGCAGGCCAGUCUCGUUUGUCCUAACUCAUCUGCAGGGUGCGUGCGGUGGAAAAGACGAUUAAAGGCAGGAUCGACCCACACCCGGGACUUUUAUUUAACUAUUCCUGUGACGGCCUACCCCGUCACAGUGGCGCCCUUCCCGUGGUUCUUUAUCCACCAAUCCACCCUGUAGUCUUCUCACAACACUACAGAUUCCGCACCGUCAUUCUCAACAGUGUAAACGACGAGGUGUUGCAACAACGAACUGGUACGUACUCUCUAACGUAUUACGCUUAAGCUAUUUUGUGUUUUGCCUAUUUUCGAUUAUAAACUGUUACGUGCAUACCUAUACCUAUUUACUUGUGUUAAACUUACAAAAUAAGUCUUAUAAAUUGUUAAAUUGUCUCAGUUAUGCACCGUAUUGUAAUUUAACUGUAAUAACUACGUAACAGUUCGUAACUUACCUACCUAAUUGAUUGUGAUAGUUUUACCUUCUUUUUCUUGUGCAUUCGAUCUCACGCGCUGACCACCCGCCAUUAUAAAAUAAAAUUAUUGCUGUUACCCGCGCGGCGCUAAUUAUUGCCUAUUGCCACCGAGUCGUACGUAGUAAUUUUGUAAAAAACAGUUUACAGUAUUAUUAUUUGUCAGAAUAUUUUAUUAGACUAGUUUUAUUAUUCUUGUUUGCUUAUACCAUUAUUCAUUAAUGUCAUUUACGUAUUAAAAAUUGUAGUUAGCUCUUAAUUAUAUGCACUUACUGUUGAUUUUUUUUAAAUUUUUGUUGCGCUUUUGCUGUAUAUUUUUUUUGUAAAAAUGGGAACUCACCCUAUCAAAUAUUUUCUUUUAAACAAAAAUGAACUGUCUUACGAGGUCUUAAUAAGAGGUGCAGAACCAGCUUCUACGGUGAUCGAACUUAAAAAGCAAAUCGCUAAACUAACGCCUUCGCUACCAAGCACUGAUAUUUUGGAGUCAGGUCUAGAACCGGCCGACGAUCUUUCGGGAGCCGCUAUUUCUUUAAAAGAGCUUGCAACGCGUGUAAAACAGCUAGAGGAAAAAUAUGAUUAUAGUCUUCACGAACGAUCGCGCGCUUUAUGCUAUCAUAUCUACCAUAGGUUGAAACGCAUUGACGACUCGACGCCUAGCGCCACGGCCAAGGGAGUAAAUAAAGACUUCAACGACUUGUACAAUCGCUUAGCUACUAUACAACGUCCUAGUACCCCCACGCCGAGUACAUCUAGUGCAGGCCAACCUUUUUUCGAGAACACUACCUCGCCAGCUACGACAAUAAUAAAUUGUGACCAUCAGUUAGAUCGAAUUAGACCUAAAUUUAAUGGUGCAACUUGCGUCCGUGCAUUCCUUACGGAUGUAAAAGAAUACGCAUCUGUAAAGAAUAUAACAGCGGAUCGCCUAUUAGCUCAAGCGCCAUUAUUUUUCACGGGCAAUGCCAAGCAUUGGCACCGGAGCAUACGCGAUACAGUCAAAACUUGGGACGAGUUAGCUAAACUAUUACUUAGAGAUUUUACCAAGAAAGACUAUGACUACCGACUAUUAGCUGAAAUCCGUAGCCGAACGCAGGGUGAAUCGGAAGAUAUAAUUAUAUACUUCUCCAUAAUGGCUGACUAUUUUUCUAGACUUAUAAAGCCUUUGUCAGAACAGGACAAACUUGAAAUCUUACUACAUAACAUACGGCCGUGUUACGCCAACGUUUUAGCAGCUAACCCAGACAGUUUAAAUUCGGUCGAAAAGUUACGUACCUUGUGCUUAAACUACGAAAGCGUACAUGGAAUGACAGCUCAAUAUAGGGAUCCACCGCGUGUAACUCCUAAUACACUAGCUCCUGACCUAGCUUUUGAACCUAAAUCUAACCAAAACUCAAAUAAACAUUUUAACACACACAAACCUUUUGGCUCUAAAUUCAAUCACAACUACACAAAAAAAUACUACACAACUAAAAAUGAAAAUAAUACGCAACCAAAGUCCGUUAAUGCCGUUGCAGAGGUCUCUAAACCUACACGUUUAUCAUGUCCUAGGUGUCGAACUAAUGACCACACCCUAAGCCAGUGUAAGAUGGAACGGUUUCCCAUUUGUUUUAAAUGUGGAAAGCAGGGAGUUAAGUUUCCUGACUGCACUGAUUGCCUAGCUAUAGGGAAAUCUAAUUCUAAAAAUAAGUCAAAAAACUAGCUGUGCAAGAUUGCUGCAAUUCGAGCGCCUUACCUACUCGUAAACAUAAAAACUAUAACGAACAAGAGUGGAAGGAUUGGUUAACUAAAAUUAACAUAUUUUUUUCUAGCUACUCAAUUGCAUCAAUCUUGGACAAAAAACCUAAUAACGACAUUCGCCCUUAUGCAACUGUAUAUAUAGGCGACAUCUCCUUGCGUGGUUUAUUGGACUCUGGGUCCGCUAUUACAAUUUUGGGCAAAGACUCUUAUUUAAGAUUAUUAGAACUAGGGCUAACUCUAAUACCGGACGAUAACUCUAAAUUAUUCACUGCAGCCGGUGGCCAAAAUUUAAAGUCUAUUGGUUACAUCUAUUUACCUA
Messenger RNA from Maniola jurtina (meadow brown), 4805 nucleotides. RefSeq lists its product as uncharacterized. Gene Ontology annotation, molecular function: nucleic acid binding; zinc ion binding. The transcript has 4 exons. Bases 3081 to 4448 code for a protein of 455 amino acids. The record is from RefSeq and is a predicted model, not a curated record. Lineage: Eukaryota; Metazoa; Arthropoda; Insecta; Lepidoptera; Nymphalidae.